GAGGAGCCGUUUCUAGGUGCUGCCUCAACGUUCUCGCUUAUCGCACACUCUACUUCACCAGCAGAGGAGUCGACGAAGUGUCUUUCUCUCUCUCUCUAUUCCCCACCCCUCGAAUUUCAACACAAUUUCUGCCCGCCGUCGCACUGCUCCUCCUACGCUCACUCCUCCUAGUUACCGCAUUUCCCCCGCCCCGCCACCAUGAAUAUCUUCAGAUUCCUCGGCGACAUGACUCACCUGAUCAGUAUUCUAAUUCUGCUUCUCAAAAUCUACGCCACCAAAUCCUGCUCAGGGAUUUCUAUGAAGACGCAGGAGCUGUACGCUUUGGUAUUUCUCGCGAGGUACUUGGAUCUGUUCACGAACUUUGUCUCCGUUUACAACCUUAUUAUGAAGCUGGUCUUCAUAGCCAGCAGUCUCGCCAUUGUGUGGUGCAUGCGGAGGCAUCCUCUGGUCCGGCGUUCUUACGAUAAGGACCUCGAUACCUGCCGUCACUAUUUUCUCAUCGGCGGAAGCUUUGUGUUGGCCUUGCUUUGGCACGAGAAGUUCACAAUUGAGGAGAUCUUCUGGGCCUUCUCAAUAUAUUUGGAAGCAGUUGCAAUUUUUCCUCAGUUGGUGAUGCUCCAGAGGAGCGGCAAUGUGGAUAAUUUAACAGGGCAAUAUGUCUUAUUUCUCGGGGCCUACCGUGGACUCUACAUCUUGAACUGGAUAUACCGUUAUGUGACUGAGAAGCAUUUCGGACGUUGGAUAGCUGUUAUCUCUGGUGUCGUACAAACAGCCUUAUAUGCAGACUUCUUCUACUACUACUUUUUGAGUUGGAAGAACAACGGAAAGCUUCAGCUACCAGCUUGAAAGCCGGGACAUAGGUUCAUCAUGAGGUGCUUACUGUGGGGUGAAAGUUCUAACAAGGGUUUUAUGUCGUCAGCAGCUAGAGAGUUUACAGAGAAAACAGGGGUUUGCAUAUCCUAAAUGAUUUUACUUUUUGGAUUACAUGAGAUAAGAUAUUUGCUCGUCGUUUUGAAAUGGUCCUCGGUGGGUUUUCUGAGUAGCAGCAGCAGCCUCCAUUUACUUCCAUAGAUGUAAAGGCGGAUGGAUGGAUGGAUACAAGGGUAGGAGUAGGGGCUUUACCACCAUUCACCGUUGACUGGUGAUGUCAACUGAUUUACCAUUAACCCUUGUUCAAGUCAUAUCAUACACGUUUGCUGAACCGUGACAAACAUUGGUUUCAUUUCUUUGUUCAAAUUUGCAACUUGG
This is a messenger RNA of Linum tenue, 1248 nucleotides long. NCBI's taxonomy places the organism in Eukaryota, Viridiplantae, Streptophyta, Magnoliopsida, Malpighiales, Linaceae. The record is from the annotation of a GenBank genome assembly.